UGUGUCCUCUUGUCAAUAAGGAUCAACACGUGUGGCUCGCUUCAGCGCGUGACAGUGCGAGGGCGCGAGGCUUUGUUCUCGCGGUGGAUAAGCACGCGCGAUAACGCGUCCGGAUGCACAGCCAGCUGUCCCCAGCCAGUCAGCCAGCCGGCCAGCUGGCUAUUGACAGCCAUGCUACGUCGGUAUAUCGACAGCUGUGUUGCAUCGCGCCUCAACUCCCUCGUGACUUGACUCGAGACGGCGCGAAAGCGCAUCGGCGUCGCGGUCGUCGGCGUCAUCUUGGCCGUCAAGGCGACACAAUGGCGCACGUGGUAUCGCGCGUGUGUGUCACGAGCGACGAACAUUCUGGGAACACAAUACACACUUGCCGAUUCCGGCGCGCGAUAUUUAUUUCUAAGCGACGCGGAACGCCGCGCCGUGACAUGCGCCAUGGGAAAUAGGGCAUGUUGCUCGUAACAGAGGCGAUGACGUUGGCGGCUACAAAAGCUAAGAGAAAGACGGGCGAGCCGAUGCGUCGCGUCGGCUGCUGCCGCUAUCGCAGCCGCAGCCACCGUCGCCGAUGCUGCGGCAAACGCUGUUUGCGAGUCGUCUCUGGUCCUCUCGGACGCGCUACGUCACAAGUGCGCAUGUAUGACAUGUCGCGGCGACGGGAGGCUCGUUGAAUCGUCAAAUGCUCGUCGGGACGGUAAAUUGAAGCGCGGGUUUUCGUGUACAUUUGCUGUGCGAAUGUCUCCGCCGUCGUCAUCGUUUUCGUCGCCGUCGCCGUCGCCGUUGCCGCCACCGCCGCCGCCGCCUCCGCGUCGCGAGUCGCAGUUCAAAUGUCGUCAAAGCAGCGGAGAACCCGCUCCCGAUUCAAGGUGAUAACUCCCCUUAGAUCAUUGGUUCUCUGUGGUGAAAACAGACAAGACAUGGAGGAAUGGUUACAAGCAUUAAGAACAACGACAGAAAGUCGUUCUCAGGUUGAUCCUGGAACUGCCGAGUUAUUAGGAGGUAAUCAUCAAUGGUAUGCAACUAGUCAUGCCAGACCUACAUAUUGCAAUGUCUGCAGAGAUGCUCUGCAUGGUGUUACUUCCCAUGGUUUAAGUUGUGAAGUAUGUAAAUAUAAAGUGCACAAGAGAUGUAGCGCAAAAGCAAUAAAUAAUUGCAAGUGGACCACUUUAGCAUCCAUUGGAAAAGAUAUUAUUGAGGACCAAGAUGGGAACAUCACAAUGCCACAUCAGUGGAUGGAAGGAAAUUUGCCAGUAUCCUCAAAAUGUCUUGUCUGUGAAAAGACUUGUGGCUCUGUACUUAGGCUUCAAGACUGGCGGUGUUUAUGGUGCAGAGCAACUGUACACACAGCAUGCAGGCCUGCCAUAAGUAUCAGAUGUCCACUAGGACCAGCUAAACUGAGUGUAGUGCCUCCUACGGCUUUGCAUAGUAUAGUCAUGUGCUGUGUAAAAUUAUCAGGUAGCGACGAAGCUUGGGAAGCAGUUAGACCUACGGGAUGCAGUCCACUUUUAGUAUUUGUAAACAGUAAAUCUGGUGACAAUCAAGGUGUUAAGUUUCUUAGGAGAUUUAAACAAUUACUAAAUCCCGCACAAGUGUUCGACCUUAUAAAAGGAGGACCAGGUCCAGGAUUAAGACUGUUCCGUCACUUUGAUCCUUUUCGGAUUCUGGUGUGCAGCGGAGACGGAUCCGUAGGUUGGGUGCUUUCGGAAAUCGAUCGACUAGGAAUGCACACGAAGCAAUGCCAAGUUGGAGUACUGCCUUUAGGAACAGGAAAUGACUUAGCGCGUGUGUUAGGCUGGGGUGCAUCGUGCGACGAUGAUACACAUUUACCUCAGUUACUGGAAAAGUACGAAAAAGCGGGCACGAAAAUGCUGGAUCGAUGGAGCGUUAUGACAUUCGAACGCAGCAUAUCUCUGCCAUGUCACAAAGUGACUUUGCAUCAGCCUGACCCGGCUAUAAAGUUGAGCGUAGCUCACCAAUACGAAGACAGCGUUCUUGCUCACAUAACAAACAUUUUACAAUCUGAUCAAGACAACGUAGUUAUAUCUAGUGCCAAAGUUUUGUGCGAAACAGUAAAAGAUUUUGCAACGCAUAUACUGGAAGCCAGUCUAAACACAGGGGACCAACAACUGGGAGAAAAAUGUGAGAUACUUCAACAAAAACUUGAUCUAUUGUUGCAAACAUUAUCGGAAGAAGAGAGCUACUUGUCAGAUAAUGGGGAAGAAACAGAUGUUGGUACCGUAAGAACCAAUACUUUGAGCAGUGAUCAAGAGAAAGGUGCUUUAGAAAAGCCAGAGAAGGAAAUGACAAAUCUCAAGAGAGUCCAAAGAAGAAAAUGUUACAUGGAGAAGGAUGCUGUGAUGUCUAGAGCAAAUAGUCUAAAAAGAGCUAUUAGAAGAUUAGUGGAACAUACAGAAACGGCUGUUGAUGAACAGAAUAAUCCCUCGGACGAAAAGCAAGGUAGUAAGAUGCCAAACAUCACUGUAACAUCCGAUAUUUCUCCAAUAAAUUCAACAGGUAAAAAACAGCAAUUGGAUAUCCCCGGAUUUCAAACAGACCAAAUUGACAACUUCAAUUUAAUGCCCACCAUAGACUCCGCCAGUAGCGUGGAUAUUUCACCAUGUCCCAGUCCUACUCCUAAUGUGGCAUCUUUAAGCCCAAUGCCAGAUUUAAGGAGAGAUUCACAACCCGAAGAGUUGUUGACUCUUCCUGCGCCUGACGGGUUCGCUGACAGCAGAAGAAACAGCGAGAACAUAAUGCAAGGAGCUUUCACUUUUGACGAGCCUGCAGCGCAAAUUGCCGGCGGUCAGUCGGGAAUGCAGGCAGCUGUUAGCGAUAACCUUCUGACAUCUGAACCCACGCAAGUGGAAGCCUCUUCCGACAUCCCAGUGACGGUGACGAGGACUACCUUAGACACAAGUACACCGUCAGACGACGCGACUAUGCAAGACACUAUCGUUUCUCCUGACACAGAUUCGCUUCAUUCUAGAAAUAUCUCGCCAGAACCUCAAGCACAAAAACUUUCACAGUCUAAGCUAGAGCCGAGAGGUAGCUGUACCAACAGCAUAGUCAGUACGGAUAGUAUAGUCUCCGACACGUUGGACUCGCGAAGCUGCACCAUUCGAAACAGCGAGAGCGAAAUCGGUCAUAUAGACAGCGAUAUAUUUGAUUCGUCGAAAAAGUCGGACAGUUCUGAGAUUGGGCAUAUCGAUUCGCCGGAUAAUUCCGACAUGUUCUCCAGCGAGACUCAACACUCGGAAAGCGUGAUAGACGAUCUGAGUUCCCUCGGACAGGACUUGAUCAGUACGAUAUUGGCCGAAAGGUAUGAUUCUGUUAGAGAAUGUUUGGAGUCCGAGGAGAUCGAGAAACCGCAGAAAUUUUGCAGCUUGGCUCAGUUCGUCGAGGGAAACGACAUCGCGAGACAGUCGUUCAAAAAAGGCCCAAAAAAUAUGAAGACGGACAGAGAAGUAAAUAUUGAGCAGGGAAUGCUAAAUAAAUACAAAACGGACGGCCUGGCAACUUGUGUGCGCGUGACAGGAAACAAGUCGAUGCAUCCCGUGGAAACGAAUGUGAUUCCUGCACCGAACAGGUUUCCAAGUGUUGAAAAAGAAAAGACGUCCGAUUUGCUGAGCCCGGUAUGCUGCUUUACCGUCUCGUCGGACAAUACGCCGGCCAAUGAAAAGUACGCCACGAAUUUUCCGCCGACGAUUAGCGUGAUCAUCGAUCCGCCAAGUCCAUCGAUGUCGAUCGAGAGUCAUCAGGAGCUUAAUUUGGAUUACAAGCUAGAUCCGCACAUAAAACAAUACAGUGGUAGCAGUAUGGAAAGACUGAGCGUGGAGCUGCCCGAAUCAGGCUUUUCUCCGCAAGCUACACGACGUAUCAGCAGUGGCAGUUUGCUGAAGGCAUCAGAAGUUGUUUCGUUGGCAGCGACCACUGCUCGUUUGGGUGGUUCUAGUGUGAGUUUGCGCAAUGAGAGAGCAAAGUCGAUGGAUAAGACGGAGGAUGUGAAGAAGCUCCCGAUAAUAAAUCCUUUGGUCCGACUACCCAUGUGGCCAAAUGUUAGCGGUGGAGCUGGUUUGAUCAGUCAGGCAUUGCUGGCGAACGCAGAUGCUCUCUGUGCAGCAGUAUCACCAUUGAUGGAUCCAGACGAGUCGUUGAUGGAAGGUUACUUCGAACGAUGUGUCAUGAACAACUACUUCGGGAUUGGCAUAGACGCGAAAAUCAGUCUUGACUUCCACCAUAAACGAGAAGAACAUCCUGAGAAGUGCCGAUCGCGCGCGAAGAAUUAUAUGUGGUAUGGCGUUCUGGGAUCUAAACAGUGGCUGCAGAAAACCUACAAGAAUCUCGAACAGAGAGUUCAAUUGGAAUGCGACGGUCAAAGGAUACCAUUGCCGUCUCUACAAGGAAUCGUCGUGUUAAAUAUACCAAGCUUUAUGGGCGGCACGAAUUUCUGGGGUGGUACAAAAGAGGGAGAUCUGUUUUUGGCACCGUCGUUUGACGAUCGCAUAUUGGAAGUGGUGGCAGUCUUCGGAUCCGUUCAAAUGGCCGCGUCGCGGCUCAUUAACUUGCAACAUCAUAGGAUAGCUCAAUGCCAGACAGUCCAGAUUAAUAUUCUGGGAGAAGAAGGUGUCCCUAUACAAGUGGAUGGUGAGGCUUGGAUUCAACCACCCGGAAUCAUAAGGAUUAUACACAAGAAUCGCAUGCAGAUGCUAUAUAGAAAUAGGGCUCUCGAGACAUCGUUAAGAGCGUGGGAAGAGAAGCAACGUAACACGCUGAGCGCCGUAACUCAGUCGACCUCUAUCCUGAGCAAUACGUCGCAGUCUAGAGUACAAUUGCAAAUAAGCAGUAAGCCUUCGCAGCUGAACGAUGAGGAACUCAACAUUCUGUUCAGCUUCAUCGAAGCUGUGACCACCUUGGUUAAGUGGGUAAAACUACUGAUUAUAUCGCACCCAAGCCUGGAAGCAGAUUUGUACCAGGUUGCCUCGCGAACGGCCCAAGCGCUCGAGCAAGUGCAUCCGGAUGGUAAAAUCUUGCAAGGGGUAGGCUUAAGACCUAUGGUAACCGAAUUGGUAUCAAGUGCGCGGCAAUUGUACGAAGAAUCUUGCGAAUUGCUACGCGACAAGGCCCAUAAUUUACAGAGGCUACGAGAGGACUUGGAAAACAAAUUAUCCCUGGCUCUAGCCAGUAUGGAACAGGAAUUGCGAAAAUGCAUUUUUGACGAGAGAGGUACAGGGCUGGUUUACUUGCAAAACGCUGCUGUGGACGAUCAGUUUACACAAAAUGGAGACGCGACCAGUGACAAUUACUUGGCGAUGUUGUACCUGUUCAGUUACAUUACAUAGCAGAAGUAACACGUCCGAGUAUGCACUUGAACAACACGCAAUUUAACCUUUGCUUUCAUUGGCGCUAUGUCUCUCAUGAUUUCGUAAGAAUCAAGGGAUCGUUGCACGAUCUGUUUUAAUUAGCACUUAACAACGAGAGAGGGGAACUUUCGUGAUCUUUAUAUGAGCCUCAUGAAAGAUGUACUUUGUAGCGGAUGUAUAUAUAUCUAUAUAUAUGAAUCUCGCUAAAGUAUAGCAAUAAUAAUAAACAAUGGAAUAUCUGACAUUGUUUUAUUGAUGUACACCGAAUGCGUAUUUGCGGUACUCACGCGAUAUUUUACGGAACGGCGAAUCUCUCAUCAUUCGACCGCGCGCGACCGCGAUGACGAAUGGUCAACGUUAGACGCGAGUGAGAAAAUGAGCUACUUUGUGUGCUUGACGAGUCGUUAUCACAUCCUGAGUGCAAUCUGUCCACCUGCAUAUGAUUAUGCAUGUCUCUAACGUAUGUCGUUAAAAUAGAGCGUACCGCUUACACGCGUAUACUAAUCUGACUAACCGUUCACUAACCGACCUCUCGAACUCUGGGUCUGCAGGGUGAUAAAAAAAAUCGUCAUCGAGGGUUGUUCUGGUUAAAGUUCCGUCGCUUCACUGGCAACUCGGGUACCCAUCCAGCGAAGGAACAAGUCACUACUUGGGGCGUACAGGAGGUGUGCACCUGGUUAGAGAAUCUGCAAUUGGGCGAAUACGCGGACAAAUUUGUGUCGCAUGAUAUACGAGGU
This is a messenger RNA of Harpegnathos saltator (Jerdon's jumping ant), 6088 nucleotides long. Its product is annotated as diacylglycerol kinase eta. Gene Ontology annotation, cellular component: plasma membrane. The coding region runs from base 819 to 5330 and encodes 1503 amino acids. The record is from RefSeq and is a predicted model, not a curated record. Gene Ontology annotation, molecular function: protein binding; ATP-dependent diacylglycerol kinase activity. Gene Ontology annotation, biological process: phospholipase C-activating G protein-coupled receptor signaling pathway. The transcript is spliced from 23 exons. NCBI's taxonomy places the organism in Eukaryota, Metazoa, Arthropoda, Insecta, Hymenoptera, Formicidae.